CGUGAUACCAGAAAGAUUUCAGGUUCUCCAGCACUACUCAAGGCCUGCGUGUCAGAAGCUUUCAUCCCCGUGAAACUUUUCUUCGACGAGUGUGAUUUUCAUACACCCCACCUAUCCUCCAGACUUGCGUAACUCUGCUUAAUUCCACUAGAGGCUACCUCAUCAUGGCUGGUACGAGAAACUAUGACUUCCUGAUCAAACUAUUAUUGAUCGGAGACUCUGGGGUGGGGAAAUCGUGUUGUUUGUUACGAUUCAGCGAAGACUCAUUUACCCCAUCCUUCAUCACGACUAUUGGAAUUGACUUCAAGAUCCGUACAAUUGAGCUGGACGGGAAGCGUGUAAAGCUUCAGAUAUGGGAUACGGCUGGACAGGAACGUUUUCGGACGAUUACAACGGCUUACUAUAGAGGGGCAAUGGGCAUACUUCUUGUCUAUGAUGUCACCGAUGAACGGUCAUUUCAAAACAUCCGUACAUGGUUCUCAAACGUCGAACAACAUGCAAGUGAGGGUGUUCAUAAAAUCCUCAUCGGAAACAAGUGUGAUUGGGAGGAGAAGAGAGCCGUGUCAACUGAACAGGGCCAGCAACUAGCCGAUGAGCUUGGCAUACCUUUCCUCGAAGUGUCAGCAAAAAACAAUAUCAAUAUCGAAAAAGCCUUUUACAAUCUUGCCUCGGAAAUAAAGAAAGGCAUGGACACAUCUAAAUCUGAACAGGCAGGUUCGCAGGGCGUCAGCAUAGAUCAGCAAGGCCCAGGGCUGAAUGGUAACACAGGGGGCAAGUGUUGUUGACCUCGCUAGUAUCAUUGCCUGCCUCACCCUUUCGAUGAACCCUUACAACCAUACAUUUGUUUCUCUAGAUUCCCGGCACACGGUUUUCCUAUUAUGAACCCGAAUAAGCUAGGGCUUUGACGCCUCUAUAGAGGCAUUCUCUUUUCGCGGACCUCCUUUUUCGUAUAUGUUCGUGAAUUUCGGUUGAGGAGCGGGCCGCUAUUUCUGUUAGUCUUUUGAAAAUGUUAGGUGGCGUUGUUUAAUUCAUGUUACUCUAUUCCUGGGUAUCUAUGUUAUAGGUUGUGGACUGUGUAUUGCCAUAAGUAUCAUAAUGUAUCAUGUAUUUUUGGCUUGGGAGGGACAAGAAUGUGUGCUGAUACUUAAAAGCAUCCUUUACCAUGGGUAUAGCUGUCGCUUUGAGAAAAGGCAGAGAAGGAAAGUGACCAAGUAGCCAUCUUCCCUUUCUCACCUUAAUUAUAUAACUGAUUGUUAUCCAAUUGAAAAGAAUAAA
This is a messenger RNA of Aspergillus alliaceus, 1275 nucleotides long. It is a transcript of the gene srgA, whose product is annotated as Rab family GTPase srgA. NCBI's taxonomy places the organism in Eukaryota, Fungi, Ascomycota, Eurotiomycetes, Eurotiales, Aspergillaceae. Gene Ontology annotation, molecular function: GTPase activity; GTP binding. The transcript has 3 exons. Gene Ontology annotation, cellular component: endosome; plasma membrane. Gene Ontology annotation, biological process: protein secretion; regulation of exocytosis; protein localization to plasma membrane. The record is from RefSeq and is a predicted model, not a curated record. Bases 165 to 785 code for a protein of 206 amino acids.